Messenger RNA from Peniophora sp. CBMAI 1063, 2520 nucleotides. The record is from the annotation of a GenBank genome assembly. Lineage: Eukaryota; Fungi; Basidiomycota; Agaricomycetes; Russulales; Peniophoraceae.
AUGUCAUCGGCCUCGCUCUCGACGGCGGAGUUUUUGAGCCAGUACGAGCCGCUGGAUAUUGUGGGGAACGGCUCGUUUGGGGUUAUCAGGAAGGUCAGGCGGAAGGUCGACGGCGCCAUCUUCGCGCGGAAAGAGCUCAACUUUGAGCGGAUGACGGAGCGCGAUCGUAAGCAGAUUGUUGCGGAGGUGAAUAUAUUGAAGGAUUUGCACCACGACCACAUCGUGCGCUACCACGACCGGCACGUCGACCGCGACCAGGGCAUCCUCUACAUCCUCAUGGAGUUCUGCGGCGGCGGCGACCUCUCCUCCGUCAUCAAGUCCGCGCAGCGCACCGGGCGCCCCAUCGCAGAAGAGACGAUCUGGAACUACUUUAUGCAGAUCCUGCUGGCGCUGCAGCAUUGCCAUCAUCCGAAUGGGCAUGCAAGGUCGAGCAGCAGUGCGUCGGAUUCGGGGGAGGGGGGCAAGGAGCGGAGGCCGCAAAUUCUGCAUCGCGAUUUGAAGCCGGAUAAUGUGUUCCUCGACGAGAUGAACGCCGUUAAGCUCGGUGACUUUGGCCUGUCCAAAGCACUAACACAAGCAACGCUCGCCGUCACAUACGUCGGGACACCAUACUACAUGUCGCCCGAAGUGAUCCAAGAGAAAGCGUACGACUCCAAAUCGGACAUCUGGUCCCUCGGCUGCCUCAUCUACGAGCUCUGCGCGUUGCACCCGCCCUUCCACGAGGCAAAGACGCACGCGCAAUUACACAUGUGCAUCCAGAACGGACGCAUCCCGCCGUUACCGCGCGGCUACAGCCCGGCGCUGUGGAACUGCAUCAAGGCGAUGCUCAAUAUCAACCCCGCUAUGCGUCCGUCCGCGACACAGCUGCUCCAGAACGAGCGCAUAGACCUCGCGCGCCAGAUCUCCAACGCACACACCAUGUUCGAAGAAGUCAAAGCGCACCGCGCGCGAAUCCUCCAACGCGAGCGCGAAGUCGCCGCGCGCGAAGCGCACCUCGCGCAGCUCGAAUCGCACCACGCCGCCGAGCUCGCCAAACGCGACGCCGAGAUCCGCGAGCUCAUGGCGCAGCUCGCCCAAGCCCGCGAAGCCGUCCCCCUUGCCAUCGCCGCGCGCGAAGAAGAACUCCGCGUCUUAGUGCUGCAGAAGGAGGCGGACGUCGCGGCGCGCAUGGAGGCGCGCGAGCAGGAGAUUCUCGCGGCGAUCUUGGCGCGGGAGGCGGAGAUCGAGGUCGUGUUUAGUACGCGGGUCGCGCAGGAGCGCGAGGCGGCGGAACAGGAGGCGGAGGAGAGGCUGAGCGAGGAGUGGGCGCGGGUGGAGGGGAUGAGGGAGGAGGUUGAGAGGGGGUGGCGGGCGUUGGAGGAGGCGCAGCGGAAGAGUCGAAAGGAGAAGGCGCCGUUGGAGGAGGUCAAGAACGUCCUCCAGCCCCUCCCCACAAUGUCCAAAGACCCCGCACCACCCAAACGGCGCCAACCAAGAGCACCAGCAUACGAAACGCCCCUCCAACGCGCGCCCAAGCCCGUCUUCCCCCUCGCGAGCGCGAUGAAAGGCGUAGUCCUGACAGCCAGCGGCGAAGCGCUCGCGACGCCCGCGCCCGCGCUGGACAACGAGCUGUCGCGGUUCUUCGCGCCGUCGCCCAAGACGAAGUCUGGGCUGGGGUUUGCGCGGAUAUUUGACCAUACGGCCAAGGGAGAUAGCGAUGAGGAGGAGGAAGAGGGGGAGGAGGAGGAGGUCGAGAGGGCGUUGGAGAAGACGCCGCAGCCCCUACCCGCUCCUGUUCCCAUCCCUGUUCAGGCGAAGGACGCGCCGCGGUCACCGAGUAAGAAGAUGACCAAGUCCAACUCGACGAACUCCGUCGCGUCCUCAUCCACAUCCUCUGCUGAAUCGGGGUCGUCUUCGCGCGGAUCCCAAGACGCGAACGGGAAACUCGGCGCGCCUGCGCCGUCCACGCGUCUGCGCCGGCCGUCAAUCGUGCGGGGCUCGUCGACGCGGCCUGCCGUCGUCGCCGAGGAGAAGACUGAGCGCAUAACGAGCAGUAGGACGAACGGCGGCCGGACGACGUCUGCCAAAUCCACCGGCACAUCAUCAUCGUCAGAUACAGCAGGAGGCCGCCCACAAACGACGCGCUCAGCGUCCGUCCCCGCCGCAUCAUCUUCCUCGGGUGUACCGCAUACGCCGCCGGUGUACGACCUGGACGACGAGUCGAACCUCCCCUCGCCCUUCCUCAAGAAGAUCGAGCGCAAACCCGCUGCACCUGAACGUGCGACCACACUUCCGCCCAGCCAAUCCGCACCCACUCUCGCAGGCGCCGGAGGUGGAAUUGGUGCUGGUGUAGGAGUGGGUGGGGCGAGAGCGACGACGAAGCGCCCGAGCUCGGGCAAUAUGCUCCGGGCGUUUGCGGCUGCUAACAACGCCAAAGGCGCUGGUACCAAGACGAACGGUACGACUGCUGCGACGAAAGGCGUGGCGAGGACGAGGACAGGCGCGGGGGAGGAGGCGCGCAAGGCUUUGCUACGGACCUAG